UGUUUAUCUUCACCCUCUGUGUUUGUCUCCAGCGCUCUGGCUCUCAAGGAACCUUCCGGUACCAUCCUGUUUUCUCACAACAGGAAGAGCUUGGAAUAUUUCCUGAUAGAUAAGAUGGUAAAUCUGAGGCCCGGGGAAGGAAAGCAUCCUCUGCGUGGCUGAGCUGUGGUCCCCGAGCGAAUACCCAGUCUGGGGUUCGAUAGACUAAUGCUCCUACCCAGUCCUUGUCUGGCAGGCUGGGGCAUGCAUGCAUCCGGGCCACUUAGGAGUCUAGGCAGGGGACUGAGUCUAGGCAGGGGACUGUCUCUCAGGCCUUUCUCCUUGGCCUCUGCUGGGUACCUGGGGGCUCCUCUCGACUAGCCUACAAGUCCUCUUUGCUGUCAGCACCCAUGGCUGGGCUGAGACACCUUCAGUAUAAAAGGUCAUGAUAAGGUCAGGGAUGCCUGGGAGCAUAUAGGGGAACUUGGGUCCAUCUUGCUUUGCCCAGUGCCUCCUGGGUUCCCAGCUCCACAGCCACGAGGGCCACCUGCACAGUCUGGUGAUGGGUGAACCCCACCUCAGCAGCCAGCCCCUUAUUCCUUUGCUCAGCUGCUUCUGAGCCUGGGCACGCCCUGGCUGCUUGGUGCAGCCCCUCAGGUUCACUAUCAUCCUAUCCUGGAACGUGCAGGAGGGCAGGGCCCUGUAUUUCCUUCCCGUGCUCACUACUGGAUCCUUACGCCGGUGGCUGGCAUAUAGAAGGUGCUCAGUAAAGACCGUGGAAAGAGCAAAUGUGAUGUUGUGUGUGAGUGGUUAUGUGUGUGUGGCUGUGUGCAUGUCUGCGCCAACUGUCGGGGGCUUCCUGCCUCUCGGGGCAAUCUCCCGGCACACGUCAAAUAAACAGAGCCUGCAAGAUGUUAGACAGGUGUGUAGUCAGGUGGGCUGCACGGGGGGGGACCCCUCCCCUUGAGAGCAGGUGUGUAGUCAGGUGGGCUGCACGGGGGGGGACCCCUCCCCUUGAGAGCAGGUGUGUAGUCAGGUGGGCUGCACGGGGGGGACCCCUCCCCUUGAGAGCAGGUGUGUAGUCAGGUGGGCUGCAUGGGGGGGACCCCUCCCCUUGAGAGCAGGUGUGUAGUCAGGUGGGCUGCACGGGGGGGGACCCCUCCCCUUGAGAGCAGGUGUGUAGUCAGGUGGGCUGCACGGGGGGGACCCCUCCCCUUGAGAGCAGGUGUGUAGUCAGGUGGGCUGCACGGAGGGGACCUCUAGAUGGCUGUCAGUGGCAAUGCUGGUAGUCUGGGCCCAGGGGAUGGCACUCUGGGUCCCCAUUCAGACGGGCCAAUACCUGGCUCCGGAGACUUGGGCAAGUGGCAGGCCUCGUGCUCCUCACUGGUAAAACAAAGGAGUCGAAGUAGGUCAGUAGGUUCCACAUCAAGCAGAUGGUCAGAGCCUUCGGGGCGCUUGUUGAGAGCACAGAACCCUGGCCCUACCUGCAACCCUCUCGAGCUGGAGCCCGGGAAUCAGCGUUUCCAUUUGCAGAAAUGUGGCGCGGAGACAAUGAUCCUCCCUCCAUCCAGGAAUACCGUGGGAACGAGUGAGGUCAAGAAGACAACACAAGCGAGCGUGCAGUGCAGUGCGAACGCCUGGACUAUUUGCAGGCUCCAUAAGGCUGUGCUCUCCAUCUGGCUCGUUCGGACCCUCGCCCUCGCUCACUCGCCGAAGCAAACUGCCAUGUCGGGGAGGCUCCCGUGCCAGGAACCGAGGGUGGCCUCUGGCCCGAAGCCCAAAAGGGUGAGGCUGGAAGCAGGUUCCUCCCCCGCCAAGCCUUCCCCUGGGACCCCGCUCCUGGCUGACAUCCUGACUUCUGACAGGGGCCCAGCCAGGCAUUUCUGGAUUCCUGACCCGCAGAAACUAUGAGAUGAUAAACGUGUGUUGUUUUACGCCACUUCGUUUGUGCUAAUUUGUUGCGUAGCAAUGGAUAAAUAAUACAGACGUCUCCUUCGGGAUGGCUUCCCCUGAUUCUCUUCAUGCCCCGUCGGGGCCGGGGCCCCUCCCCUGCUCGCGUUCAUCAGAGCCCGGCACGCACUCUUUCCGGCAUGACAUUGGUCUACUUGCCUCCUUCUCGAGGUAGGGACCACGUUCCUUUUCCCCCCGGGGCCGGGCCCUGCGCCUGGCACCCAGCAAGACUGCAAUUAAUGUUUGCCGAGUG
Nyctereutes procyonoides (raccoon dog) is the source of this 2182-nucleotide messenger RNA. RefSeq lists its product as uncharacterized. The record is from RefSeq and is a predicted model, not a curated record. The transcript has 3 exons. NCBI's taxonomy places the organism in Eukaryota, Metazoa, Chordata, Mammalia, Carnivora, Canidae. Bases 1243 to 1890 code for a protein of 215 amino acids.